GUCUUCUCCUCGUCUCUCUGGAAUCCUCACAGAACUUGGUGGUGGUGGCACCGAGAGAUCUUUAGGGAUGAAGAGGUUGUCGAAGAAUCUGUGCCUCGAGAUCUUUCGCUUGUUGGACUGCACCUCCCUUGCCGCAGCUGCCCACGUGUGCAGAGAGUGGAGGAGAUUGGCAUCCGAUGAUGAACUGUGGUCCGAACUAUUUGAGAGAAGAUGGGGAAGCGACUGUGCUGCAUCUUAUGCCCCGACGGGUUCCAAAUCCUGGAAGGACGUUUAUGCAGUGAGACUGGCAUCCGAGGAUGAUGCAUCGUGGUACAGACUCUUUAAGAAAAGAUGGGGAAGCGGCAAUGCUGUAUUUUAUGCCCCGAGGGGUUCCAAAUCCUGGAAGGAUGUUUAUGAAGCGCACGACCGAUGUGAUCGGCUUGACCUGGACUUCAAGCUCAUAAGAAAAGGUGGAGAUUACUAUGUCAUCCGCGGGGACUAUAUCCAUAAGUAUGUGCCCUCAGGUGAGGGAGCAAAGCUGCCACCGGGAUUUGGUGACAGAAAGAAGAUUGAUUCUGCUUCCUUGGAGGAAGAUGAAUGAGUCCGUGCUGGUACUACAUGUUGUGCAGCUAAUCUUGAUACAGAUACAAACUGAUUGAUUCUGCUAUAC
Molecule: messenger RNA, 649 nt
Organism: Musa acuminata subsp. malaccensis (wild Malaysian banana)
Lineage: Eukaryota; Viridiplantae; Streptophyta; Magnoliopsida; Zingiberales; Musaceae
Source: RefSeq, a predicted model, not a curated record